Messenger RNA from Vespa mandarinia (Asian giant hornet), 6278 nucleotides. Its product is annotated as insulin receptor. Gene Ontology annotation, molecular function: insulin receptor activity; ATP binding; insulin receptor substrate binding. Gene Ontology annotation, biological process: protein phosphorylation; positive regulation of MAPK cascade; multicellular organism development. NCBI's taxonomy places the organism in Eukaryota, Metazoa, Arthropoda, Insecta, Hymenoptera, Vespidae. The record is from RefSeq and is a predicted model, not a curated record. Gene Ontology annotation, cellular component: axon; insulin receptor complex; plasma membrane.
GCGACGAGAGCUCUCGGUGAACGUUUUCGGUCGAACGUAUCGCAAAUUUCUUGUCUUCGAAAGAAUCGUUUACUUAAUCACUUGACGUUUAUAAAUCGUUGUCGUGUAAAAAAACAAAGAAAGAAAGAAAAGGAUAGGCAAAUAGAUAUUUGCAUAUAUACACAUACACACACACACAUACGUAGAGAGAAAGAGUGGGAUUCUAAGUACGUGUAUGCAUACGUGCAUGUAUAAGUCGCGUCGGUCUUUUGGCCGCGCUGCCUCCGACAAUCAUGUUCGACGAUCAGUACCAGCUGACUCGUUGGUCGGCACGGAACAUUUCGCGAGGAUGUGUCGCAUGUUCGAACAAUUCCGACGCCAAUAAUAGUAAUAAUUCGUACAACGAUAAAGAGGAAGAACAUUGCGAGGAAGAAAAGGAAAAGGAAGACAAAGAAAAAUUAGAAGAAGGAAGAAAAAGUGGUUUUAUACUAUUAUAGUCCUAUAUACGGCACUUCCUUGCGUCGCCACCGACGUCGCUUCCUCCUCCUUCUCCUUGGAUACUUUGCUAGUCGCGCGCGAGUGCGCGCGCGCACAACCGACCGAACCUAACUCCCUUCCCAUUCUCUGACACUUUUUUCCAAUCGCGUACAGUGCCAGACGAGAACUAUAUACGACGUUCGUAAUAGAGAUAUAAAUAUAUAAAUCGACGGAAGUUUUUUUUUUACUUUUUUGUUAGUCCGAUGAUCCUCGACGAUAUCGUGAUUUUUAGUGUUUGCUUCGUCAUAUUUUCUGUUUCCCUCUCUCUUACACUCUCUCCCUCCCUCCCUCCCUCUCACUCUCCAUGUGCGUACAAGUGUGUAUUUCAAUCUUUUUAUCCCUAUAAUGUAUACUUACCUCUCGUAUCGUUCUCUUUGUACGACGAGACAACGAACGAACGAGCGAACGAGCGAGAAAGAAAGAGAGAGAGAAAGAAUUUGUCUGUGAGUACGUGAUAUGCGCUGGUACACACAUACGGAUAUACACAUAGAACCAACUCAUUCUCUGAUUCGUGCUGUGCUUCGACGCACGACAACGCAUUCCCUUCUCAACCACGUGGGUUUCACAAUGCUCCCGCUCGAUGCGAACGUUGCGACAAAGAAGACUGGAAAUUCAUCCUCCAAAGGAGACAAUAUAGACGCAUCCUCGUGUCCUAAUGUUUUCAACGACAACAACGACAACGACGACGACGACGACGACGAUGACGACGACGACGACGACGGCGACGACGAAGGGAAUAAUGUUCGAGCUAGAGCAGCAUAGACUGACGAAGAUGAUGAUAAACGAAUAAAUGGUUAGACAGGUAUAAUGGGGUCGAAGAAGUACUUCAUCUUCAACAAGAAGCUUUUCUAAGUGCGUUCAAAUACGAUUAGAAAUUGUGGAAUAUCGAAGAAAUUGUUUCGGUGUUCGGAAAGGCGUCAAGAAGAGGGAGAGAAAGAGAGAGAGAGAGAGAGAGAGAGAGAGAAAGAGAGAGGGAGGGAGGGAGGGAGAGAAAGAGAUACUCUAAAUUCAUAAAGGAUUUUGAAUGUUGCUGACGAGAUCUCUGCGAUCCUAUUGGAAUAGAGUUGCACCGGUAGAAGUCGAUAGGCACCUUCCAGCGAGAGAACGAUUAGUUGUCUGCGACGAUAGAAGGAGAAAGAGAAAGAGAAGGAGGAGGAAGAGGAGGACGUUUGAGAGGAAGAGGAAGAAGGAGAGCAAAGCAAAGUUGAAAGCAUAUGUGUCUGUGUAAUAUGUGUGUGUAGAGAAAGAGAGAGAGAGGGGUGGGGGAGAAGCAAGAAACGGUGUUAGCGAGAGAUAGAGAGAAUCGUGGAGCUAGCAGAAGCAAAAGGACCAUCACCAGCAACGGCAGCAGCAGCAGCAGCAGCAGCAGCAGCAGCAGCAGCAGCAGUAGUAGUAGUAGCCUGGUGUCCAUGAGACAAGAAGAUGACAAGGAUGAAGCUAGUGCUCGUGUUACUCUGUGUCCUGGCGCCUCUGGCAAUCUGCCAACAACAAAAGAGAUGGUCGAUGGCUUGGAGCAAGCAUCGGGACAAAACAGCCAAGGGCAAGUACGAGCCAGAUUACGUCGCAAACAGGAGGACAAGUAGAAUCGAUGAAUUCUUUGAGGAUGAACACAAGUUCACCGUUUAUAGGAACAACAGGGCCAUCGAUUCUAACAGGCCGGUAGACACCACCGGUUCGAGCAAAAGCUAUCAAUAUUCCUCGCACUCAUCGAAAUCACGGGGAAAAUCUAGCGAGGAGAUGCGUGAGAACAGUCGAAGAACUAAAAACGUAACGAUAGGCGAUGGUAUAUGUCAGAGCAUUGACAUUAGAAACAAUGUUUACAACUUCGAUAUACUUGAAAAUUGUCACGUGAUCGAGGGCUUUCUACAGAUCGUUCUGAUCGAGAACAAUACCGAGGCCGACUUUCAAAACCGUACAUUUCCGAAGCUACGAGAGAUCACUGGUUAUCUCCUACUCUAUCGCGUUUACGGAUUGAAGAGCCUGAACAAUCUCUUCCCGAAUCUCGAAACCAUCAGAGGGAAUAUACUGCUUACAGAUUAUGCAUUUAUGGUAUACGAAAUGCAAAACCUGCAGGAGAUCGGCUUAAGAAAACUGACGAAAAUCUCGAGGGGUGGGGUAAGGAUCGAGAAAAAUCCAGCCUUGUGUUACACCAAUACAUUAAAUUGGGACGCUAUCGUUACGGCCGGGGACAAUUUUAUCAAGGAUAAUAGCAAUGAAAGUUCGUGUCCAAGUUGCUCGCAAUGUCCCGACGGUUAUUGUUGGACGGCCCAACAUUGUCAAGUAACGAAUAAAACGAAGUGUCACCAUCAGUGCCUUGGAGAAUGUUACGGUAUAACGGAGAGCGAUUGCUACGUCUGUAAACAUUAUCGGCACGAAGGGAAAUGCGUCGAGAAUUGUCCGGAUCAUUUAUACGCCUAUAUAUCAAGGCGAUGUAUAACGAAAGCCGAAUGUCUGAAAAUUAAUCACUUACGGAAAAUAUCGAAAAUCGAGGACGAACAAAAAUGGCGACCCUUUAAUGGUUCCUGCCUAACGCAAUGCCCCGAGGGAUACGAGGAUCACAUCGACGAGAACAAGAUGAUAACCUGUCGAGUUUGCAAGGAUAGAUGUCGUAAGAUAGGAAAGAGUGCCAUCAUAAGGCACAUCUCGGACGCUCAAGUGUUUCGAGGGACGACGGUGGUAAACGGGGCUUUGGAAUUCCAAAUAAGAAACGGUAAUCCGAACAUCAUGCAAGAAUUAACCGAAGCUUUUGGCCUGAUCGAGGAGAUUACCGAAUACCUCAAGGUGACUCACUCCUUUCCAAUCACGUCAUUGGGCUUCUUCAAAAAACUCAAGGUCAUCAAGGGCGAAAAAUUGGACAUAAACAAUGCGAGCUUAAUCGUAUUGGAUAAUCCAAAUCUUUCGAAUCUCUUUCCGCCGUCGCAGAAGAUCGAUAUACAAAACGGCAGAUUGUUCUUUCAUUACAAUCCAAAACUUUGUAUAUCAAAGAUCGAACAGCUUGGCCAAAUGGUAGGUAUAACGGAUCUUAGCAAUCUCGAGGUACAACCGGAAUCAAAUGGGGAAAAAGUAGCAUGCAAUGUCGUCAACAUAAAUAUCACGGUCAAAGAAAAAGGCUCGAGUUAUGUGAAUCUGAUUUGGGACAGUUACAAGCCACCUAAAGAACAGCAAUUAUUGAGCUAUCUAUUGAGUUACAUAGAGACCGAGAAUGAAAACAUCACUUACGAAGCUAACGCCUGUGGUAAUAAUACUUGGCAGAUCGUUGACGUUGACAUACCCAAUGGGAAUUCGUUGCUCCUGAAAACUGUAUCGAAACACAUUUCGGGUCUUAAACCGUACACGAAAUAUGCCGUUUACGUGAAAACCUUUACAACGAGAAACGAAAGUUUUUCGAAUUCCUUCAUUAAUCCCGUUGGCCAAUCGGAGAUAAUAUUUUUCAGAACGAAAAGUGACAUACCUUCUAUGCCCACCGACGUUGUUUCUAUUUCGAUAAGCGAUACCGAGAUUAUGGUCAAAUGGAAUCCACCGGAGCAACCAAAUGGUCCCAUUGGUUAUUACAUGAUAUCCGGUUUGUUAAGACCGGAGGACGCGAAAUUUCUUUCCACUAGAGAUUACUGUAAAUACGGUCUUAUCGAUGAAUCCGAAGUCGAAGAAAUACAGGAAGUUACUGCUAAAGUACCGAUCGUCGGCCCGUCCUCUUGCUGUUCGAAGGACGAGUCGAUUAAACCGCCAACGUCGAAAAAGUUCGAGAUACUUUGCGAUCAAAAUCUCAGGAUAAGUCACGUUUCCACCGGUUGGAAAGAUUAUUGCGUUUUCAACAGGUACAACUCAAUGAACGAAUCCGAAUAUGGAUUGAGAAACGAGCCGUUGGGUAUUGACGAGGAAACGUUCGUCUAUAACGUCAGCGCCAAGGAAAAUUCAUUUCAUUUGAAGAAUCUACGACACUUCUCUUUGUAUACCAUUUCCGUUGCUGCUUGCGGAGUCAAACUUCGGGACGAUUUACAAAUGUGCUCGUCCAUUCAAUAUACCAACGCGCGAACGAAGAGACGCGAAAAGGCCGACGACGUGGGCAACGUCAUAACACACAUAACCAACAAUUCGAUCGUCGAGAUUUCUUGGGAUACCGUUAGAAAUCCCAAUGCACUCACUCUGAGCUAUACGAUCGAGUAUACGAAUUUAGAUGUUAAAGAUGCGAAGAAAAGUACGGAGUGUAUACCGUACGUAGGACGUGGCGACGAACGUAAGACUCACGAGAUUAAAAACUUAAGCCCAGGUCAUUACAGUCUCCGGGUACGUUCGACCUCGUUAGCUGGCGAUGGUAAUUUCUCCGAGACGAUUUAUUUUUCCGUUGGACUACUUAAUGAUAAUCCAGUAGUAUUAAUAUCAUUGCUGAUCUUUGGCUUCUUCAUCGUUUUCACCAUAAUUGGAUAUAUUUAUCUUAGAAAUCGUCAAAAGAAGAAGAAGCAAGAGAGAUUGAUAGCAAGCGUAAAUCCUGAUUACAUUGAGACAAAGUAUACUAUCGACAGUUGGGAGGUACCUAGAGAAAGCGUUGAGAUAUUGGAAGAGCUUGGCCUUGGUAAUUUUGGAAUGGUGUGUCGUGGCCGUUUGGACAAUACCAUCGACGUAGCGAUAAAGACGAUCUCUGAGACGGCCAGUGAGCGCGAAAAGAAUGAGUUUUUGAAUGAGGCCUCGGUAAUGAAAAAUUUCUCAACCUUUCACGUAAUUAAAUUGUUAGGAGUCGUUAGCAUUGGGAAUCCACCAUUCGUCGUAAUGGAACUAAUGGAGAACGGAGAUUUGAAGACAUAUUUGCGACGUAUACGAGACACACAUUUCGUACCGAACGCAUCGAGAAUAAUAAGAAUGGCGGCUGAGAUAGCUGAUGGGAUGGCUUAUUUGGAAUCGAAGAAAUUCGUUCAUCGUGAUCUGGCUGCCAGAAAUUGCAUGGUCUCAAAGGAUUUGGUUUGCAAGAUUGGAGAUUUUGGCAUGGCCAGAGAUAUAUACGAGACCGAUUAUUAUAAAAUCGGUAAGAAGGGACUUUUGCCGAUAAGAUGGAUGGCACCGGAGAAUCUUUCGGACGGUGUUUUCACGUCAGACUCGGACGUUUGGUCGUUCGGUGUAGUACUCUAUGAGAUAUUAACGCUCGCUGAAAUACCAUAUCAAGGCUUUUCCAACGAGGAGGUAUUGAAUUACGUUUUGCACAAAGGUUCCCUCGGUAUACCAAGAAACUGUCCGGAAAAUAUUCAAAAAAUCAUGGAGAAGUGUUUCAAGUGGCGGCCGAACGAUCGUCCAACCUUCAUGGAGAUCGUCGCUGAAUUGGAACCUUUUCUGGGUCAGGACUUUUGUGAGAAAUCCUUUUAUCACUCCGAGGAGGGUGUCGAGAUACGUAAUCUAGGAAUUAAGAAGGUCUAUCAUCACGCUGCACCGAUACGUUUUCAUUGGGGCAACGAGACCGCUCGGUGGGUUCGAGAAUUCGAAGAUAACGUGACGCUUCUUGAUCAAACGAAGGCCGGCACCAGUCGAGGACGUAUAUUCAAGAAUGGCUUUCAACAGUUCGGUAACGUUACCAAUAUGGAGGAAGUUCCUCUUGAUCGAUGAAAUUUUUCUCACGUUAGACUCGCGUCUUCUUUAUCGAGGGUAAAAUGGAAGUCGUCGUGUUGUCGUUUGGUCUCGCGUGUAGUAUCAAUAAUGGGAAAAAAACGCAAAUAAUAACGUACAAACAUACACUCAGGGCAAUAUGAGAGAUGGGAGGACUAAGAGGAAAAUAAAAG